This is a messenger RNA of Funneliformis mosseae, 1671 nucleotides long. The record is from the annotation of a GenBank genome assembly. Lineage: Eukaryota; Fungi; Glomeromycota; Glomeromycetes; Glomerales; Glomeraceae.
AUGAAUUAUCCAACAAAAGAUAGUACCAAUCCGCAAAUUCAAGAAUAUGACUUGAAUUCGCGUAAUAAUUCAAACAAUUCUCAGCUGUUUGAUGAUCCCACAUCCGAGAGAGUUAAUAAAUUCGAUAUAGCAACUAAAGAUAACGUCAAAGAUGAUAAAAAUUCAAGUGUUAAAGAUAAACUGCUCGCAUUAUCAUUGAAUUUUAAACGAUUUUUUGGAUUUGUGGGACCUGGUUACGUUAUUGCAGUUGGAUAUCUUGACCCUGGUAAUUGGGCUACUGAUCUUUCCGGCGGUUCAAAAUUCGGCUAUUCCCUCUUAUUUAUUAUCUUUUGUUCUAAUCUGAUGGCCAUGUUAUUACAAAGUUUGUCGAUUAAAUUGGGAGUUGUAACAGGAAUGGAUUUGGCCCAAGCCUGUAAACAUUUUUUCCAUAGAUAUCCGAGAUAUUUCCUUUACGUAUUAUGUGAACUUGCGAUUAUUGCUACCGAUUUGGCAGAAGUUAUCGGCAGUGCAAUUGCUCUUAGGAUGUUAUUUAAUAUCCCUUUACCUUAUGGCGUUGCUGUUACGGCGCUUGACGUCAUGGUCAUUUUGUUUGUUUAUCGUGAUAAUAGCAUGAAAGCAUCCAGAAUUCUGGAAACUUUUGUAAUGUUGCUCGUAGGAACCGUCGGAAUAUGCUUUGUUUUGGAAUUAGUUUAUUCUCAGCCAAACUCUGUUGACGUCUUAAAAGGUUAUUUACCAAGUUCUGGGAUCUUUACAAACUCGGAACAAUUGUACAUCGCUAUCGGAAUUAUCGGAGCCACGGUGAUGCCACAUAAUUUGUACUUGCACUCGCAUUUGGUUAAAGUGAGAAAAUAUCGAGAACAAGAACGUGUAAUUGCUGAUAGGUAUGAUAAUCAUCUUGAAUCAGGUCAAAAUAUUCACUUAGACAAAAGUACUUUUAAAUCAAUCGUUGCAAAUUUAAUGAACCUUUCUGUGAUGGAUUCAUCUGUGGCUUUGACUUUUGCGCUUUUUGUUAAUUCGUCAAUUUUAAUAGUAGCGGCGGCUAAUUUCUUUUAUAAAGAAACCACUAUUGAAGUAGCUGAUUUAUUUGAUGCUUACAAUUUAUUAACUCAAUACCUUGGUAAGGCUGCGGGAACUCUUUUUGCUUUAGCCUUAUUAAUUGCCGGACAAAGUUCAACUUUAACUGCAACCAUAGCCGGACAAAUUGUAAUGGAAGGUUUCAUGGGUUGGAAAAUACGUGCCUGGGUAAGAAGACUUUUAACUCGUUCAUUUGCAAUUAUUCCUGCCAUGAUCAUUGCGAUAGUGAAUGGUGAAAACGGAUUAAAUAAUAUGUUGAUCGCUAGUCAAGUGGCUUUAAGUAUUCAACUUCCGUUCGCUGUUAUACCUCUUGUUUACUUUACGAGUAGCAAAAAGUGUAUGAAAGUUGAUAUAAGGGAUGUAUUCAAGAAAGACACCGAUGAAAGUAAUUCACCCUCAAUUUUGAAUUCUGCUCCACUUAAUACAGAGGAUAAUUCAAACAUUACAGAUGAAAAAACUGAUCAAGAUCCAUAUGUGACUUUUCCUAACACAAUUUGGAUCACUGUCAUUGCAGCUAUAGUUAGUAUCAUUAUCCUUGGAUUAGAUAUUUAUCUUAUUUAUGAAACUUUCAGAGGGAUGGUUCAAGGCACUUUAUAA